GUCAUCUGCUUCUGCUUUUUGCCUAGUCCCUCAACGGAUUCAACCUGAUUGAUGGUAAUGAGUUUGGGGAGCUUAGACAUGGCUGGAAGCGCGCUGGGAACGGCCUCCUCUCUGCUGCUCCUUGCCUCUAUUAUACAAGGGCUCCAGGAUGUUGAGGUGUUUCAUUAUGAAAAGAUGGACGCACUAGUGGGCCAAAACGUUAUCUUGCCCUGCACUAUAAGAAAUCCUGAAAUCCGGACAACAAUCAUAGAAUGGAAAAAGAUGCCGGAUGAAAAGCUGGUUGUGCACAGCCCAGCUUAUGGAUCCAAUUAUAUUUGGCCUAAUGUCACAAUCCUGACUCAAACUGAGUCAUUGGGCUCCUUAAAGCUUUCUAAGGUGACAAAAUGGGAUAGUGGUGUCUAUGUUUGUGACCUUUCAACCUUCCCUAAUGGUGCCAUCAGGAGAGAGACAACGCUAGUAAUCAAAGAUGUCGAAACAAUGUGUGAUGCUGAUGGGACUAUUGAGAUCAGUAUUGGAGGAAAUGUGUCCAUUCAAUGUGCAGUGCUCCCGAAUGCUCAGUACAGUUGGACUAAAAACACAGCAGUGGUGUCAGUGAGUGAAUCUCUGGAGCUUUGGAAGGUGACUGAAGCUCACACAGGGGUUUACAUCCUGACAGUCAACACAGGAAGCAUCAGUGUGCAGAAAGAGUUCAUCAUCACACUGCUAACUGAAACCACAAGCCCCAGCACAGAUCUUGCCACAUUGUCACCACACUCAAAUGGAACUGAGGCACACCUGAUCCAAACAACAAGCAACACCUUAACCACAUCAUCAACCACUGAGCUCCAAGCCAUCAGCACCACUUUACCAUGGACCACGAGUAAUUUAACAGCCAAUAAUUCCCAUCCCAACAAUGUUACAACCCCGUACACAAUUGACACACAUAUCACAGUCACGUCAACCUCAGGCCUAUAUGACUUUACCAAUUCCAGUUAUCAGGAGUUAAACCAGACUCACAGUUUAAGCACAUCCACUUCAGAGGCCAGAAACCUGUCACCAACAUUAAAUUAUAGCAACAUUUCCUUCAGCCCAACACAGGAGACCAGGAAUGAAUCUAACAGGGGCACGACGGUAGACACUGGACACACUGGUGCAACCCCAACUCAGAGCACUGGAAAUGAAACAGUGGUCACUGAGGAUGAAGAAACUGAAGGCGUCCGGAGUCAUCUGUUGUCGGUGUUAAUAAUCGUUCUAUUUCUGGUCCUGAUCAUUGUGGCUGUCUUUCUCUACAGGAGACAUAUCAUAAAGCAGAGGAUGGAUCUGCCUCCUCCGUUCAAACCCCCUCCUCCUCCUGUCAAGUACACGGCAGCAAGACGUGACAUUUACACACAGCCUUACCCCACCUCUAGGUGUAACUCUGUGACUGAACAUGCAGAUGUGAAACAAAACUAUGUUGUCUAAUGCCAAUGACAUAAUGAUAAAAACAAGGAAUGAUUGAAUGUAGCAAUGUGUGAUUAUAGUGAGAGCUGUCUCUUCUUGAAGUUACAUGAAUAAUUGUAAUAAAGUUUGUUGUACUCAGUUGUGGUUGGGCAAACACAGUUGCAGGCAACUGUGCAAAUGUGGUCUAUGUCUAUCUGGAGGAAUUCUGUGCUAU
This is a messenger RNA of Cheilinus undulatus (humphead wrasse), 1633 nucleotides long. RefSeq names its product T-cell surface protein tactile. The transcript has 7 exons. The coding region runs from base 52 to 1440 and encodes 462 amino acids. The record is from RefSeq and is a predicted model, not a curated record. Lineage: Eukaryota; Metazoa; Chordata; Actinopteri; Labriformes; Labridae. Gene Ontology annotation, biological process: cell-matrix adhesion; inflammatory response.